UGAGGAAAGAAGGAGCGAAAUGCAGGAUGAGCUGAGCCGCACAUCAUGACUGUUUAAGACAGUCAGCCGCCGCGCUGGCACUUCUCGGUUCUGCUCCGGUGAAAAAAUGCCGAUAGCCACGUAGUAGCGGGAAAUAAAAAGGGGUGAAACGACCGCGAAGGGGGUCCCUGCCGUAGGCCUGCGCUGCACGGGCCGCUCCGCGCGCUUCGCCCGCCUUUUUGUGCGCUCUUUAAUCCCAGUGAAUUUUUUUUUUCCUCCUCCCCCCCUUCUCCCGGCUAAAUACUAGCUGCUAAACCCUGAAGAGAUGCGUUCGCUGGACGUCCUAGCUUGACAAACCCGUCUUUUUUGUAAAAGAGGGUUUAAAAGACUUCAAGUCUGACUUGUUUUCCUCAUUAGAAGCAUCCUGACUGAGUGACUCUAACGCUUGUGGGACAUUUCCUCCUUGGAGCAGUUUGUGGCCGUUGAUCUUCCCCUUAGCUGUUUUGUUUUUCGUCGAGUUGAAAUUCAACCUGAAAAGUGCCCUUUUUUUUUUUUUUUUUUUUUUGAAAUGUCCCCAGCCUGUUGUUAAACAGCUUAAACGCAUAGUUUAAUGUUUCUGAUACUACUGACAAAACACCCCAAACCUUGUUUUUAAAUGUGUGAACUGGAUUUAUUUAGGGCAGUUGUGUAAAAAUUGAUUCAUAACUCCAUCGAAGAGGUGUACAGUUGAGACGUAUAGCUGCUCUUUUAUUUAUUUAUGUGUAAAGUUUGGUUUAUUCAUUAGGUUUGCUGACCAGUUAAUAACAGAAAUACACAGUGUGGUGGUAGACAGGAGGUUACAGUUGUCUCUUGGAGUGGACAUGAGAAGAUGAACAGGCAGGAAGUGCUGGAUUUUUGCAAUGCCAAGCCCAAGGAUGUCCAUGAUGAUGGUGGUACAAACUACAUGGAAGACAUGAUACCACUGAAGAGCCUUCAGGCAAUGGCUGGAGAUGUGGCUAAACAGGUCAUUGGGACAGAGGCUGUCGACGUUGCUGGGCUUUCGGAACUGAACGAUGGACACCUUGGGGGUCAUCUGCGGGGUGAAGAACAGCAAAGGGUAGAAGAGGUCAACUGGAAUGAGGAAAAAGGGGUUUCUAAUGAGUUGUCUUUUGCCAACUCUGGCUUGGAUAAUUGUUCAAAGGACCACCAAUAUCAGGGGCGUAACUGUGACUCUGGGUCAGCUGAGCCAAACUUUUCUGAUGGGGAUAUGGACAUCGGUGUGGAUUUGACUCUGGAUGAAAGUGGCGUUUUGGAGUCCGAGCCGCUGGGCCAAAAUGUUGACCAGGGCAUCCCGGACAAAGUCGUUCUCGCUGCAGAAUCCGCAGCCCUUCGUAGUGAUUCAGAGGAGGCAAAAAGGGCCCUCAAAAUGGAGGACAGUUUGCCUUUGGAAUCUGCUAAAGGUGAAGUUGGCUCCACCAUAUCUGAAGAUAAUGAAAGGCAUAAACAUGGGGGCAAAAGGGUGACGUUUCCUUCAGAUGAAGACAUUGUUUCUGGAGCCGUAGAGCCAAAGGACCCAUGGAGACAUGCUCAGAAUGUGACAGUGGAUGAGAUCCUCUCUGCCUAUAGGCAGGCCUGUCAGAAGCUCAACUGCAAGCCCAUCCCUAAAGUGCUGAAACAGAUAGAGGAGUUCAAAGAGUUGACUCAAAGGAAUGACUGCCUGGACCUCAAAGGGGAGAAGCUGGACUACAAGGCUUGUGAGUCCCUGGAGGAGAUUUUCAAGAGGGUCCAGUUCAGAGUGGUGGACUUGGAGCAGACAAACCUGGAUGAGGAUGGUGCUUCAGCUCUGUUUGACAUGAUUGAGUACUAUGAGUCGGCUACCCACCUCAAUAUCUCCUUCAACAAGCACAUUGGCACCCGUGGUUGGCAGGCUGCUGCUCACAUGAUGAGAAAGACGAGUUCCUUGCAGUACCUAGAUGCCCGCAACACUCCUUUGCUGGAUCACUCUGCGCCCUUUGUGGCACGAGCACUGCGUAUCAGUGGCAGUUUGGCUGUAUUGCACUUGGAGAAUGCCGGCCUAUCGGGUCGCCCACUGAUGCUGCUGGCCACAGCUCUGAAGAUGAACAUGAACCUCAGAGAGCUUUACCUGGCUGACAACAAGCUCAACGGCCUACAGGACUCUGCCCAGCUGGGCAACCUCCUCAAGUUCAACUACAACAUCCAAAUCCUGGACUUGCGCAACAACUACAUCAUGGAUUCUGGUCUGGCAUACCUGUGUGAUGGCCUGAAGGAGCAGCGGAAGGGUCUGGUGACUUUGGUGCUCUGGAACAACCAGCUCACACACAAUGGCAUGGGGUACCUUGCAGCUGCUUUGCCCUGCACACAGAGCUUGGAGACCCUCAACCUGGGCCAUAACUCUGUUGGCAAUGAGGGCAUCCACAAGCUGAAGGAUGGGCUCAUAGCGAACCGCUCAGUACUGCGGCUAGGCCUAGCCUGCACCAAGCUCUCCUGCGAGGGUGCUGUGGCAGUAGCGGAGUUUAUUGCAGAGAGCCCCCGUCUCUUGCGGCUAGACUUGCGGGAAAAUGAAAUCAAGACCGGGGGCCUGAUGGCACUGUCACUGGCACUCAAGGUCAACACCUCCUUGCUGCGCCUCGACCUGGACCGGGAGCCUAAGAAAGAGACUGUAAAGAGCUUCAUUGAGACACAGCGCAACCUGCUGACUGAAAUUCAGAAUGGCUGCAAACACAACUUCAUUCUGGCGAAAGAGAAGGAGGAGACUGAACAGAAGAUGCGCUUGUCUGCUUCCAUGCCAGAAAUCACUUCAGGAGAGGAUGAAAGGGGUGAGGAUGAGGAAGUAGCGGCUGGAAUUGAACCAUCCACAGAGGACGAUGACAUAUCCAGGGACAAGGUUACUGUAAACACUGCAGAACAGGAUGAGGAGUCAGAGGAUGUAACAGAGUUGCCAGGUGAUGGAGAAAAGGGUAAAGAGGGGAAAAACUCUCCAGAGUCUGUGGAGUCUGACUCAGAUACAGAUGAGGAGGACGUGGAAGACACGAGGGAGUUAGGUUGUCAAGCUGCACAGCAGCAUUCUGCUCCUUGUGUCACUAGGGAAUCUCAGCCUGCGGUUAAUCGGCCCCACAGUGGGGAAAGGACACCUCUCCCCUCCACCCUGCCUUCACCUACUCUCACUGCUUCAGGCAUCACAGUCACUGAGUCACCUGUAUCACCUGGCGUCCCGUCCUCACCAGGACGCUGCAUCUCUGUAUCGAGCCCUGGGAGAGGUCAUAAGAUCUUCAUGGUAACCCGUGUGGAGAGUCCUCCUGAACGGCAGCAGCACAUUCAGCCACCACAGGCACAAUCCCAACUACAACAGGGAGUUCUUCACCCCUCAGCAAUGUGGGCGGGAGAGAAACAGCAGCACGUGGAACAGGAACAACACAUGAAGGUAGGCACUGUGGAGCCAGUACAGCUGCCACAACCAGCCUCACCGCAGCUGUUCCAAACUGCUGCCGUGGGAGCAGAGGAAGAACAGCUGCAGCCAAAGACUCCACUUAUUCAGUCUGAGCAGAUGUGCCAGAUGCUGGAGGCAACACAGAAGACUGGUGUGACCCAACAGCCAUCACCCGUGAUACAAGCACAGGAGCACACAUUGGUGCCCCCAAUGGUCACAUGCAGCACAGCAGGCCCAGAGGGGUACCGCCUGUGGAAGCAGCCUGAUAGAACUCCUGAGGUGGUGCAAGAGGCCAAUGCCUCUGAUGUACACUCCAGGGAGGUGACCCUGCCCAAUGGUCUUCGACCUGAGUUUGCCUUGUGCCUGCCAGUCACGGAGGCCCCAAAGCUCGGCAGCUGUGUAGCUGGACAUGUGAGUGUAACUGCAGACCUGAGUUGUGGUCAGGACUUGGAGGAGCUGCUCCGGGAGGCCAGUCUGGAAACGGGGAGGGAGGCACCUUGAUAACACUCGGGGGUUCUUCACGCUGGAGGAAUGCAAGGCUGCAAGUCGUCCUCGCAACUUGCCCACUUGGCUUUGUACCUCUCCUACCCCCGAGUGCACCCAACCACCCUGUCACUGUCUACUCUAAAAACUGAAAUUCUGAUUUUCAUUUUAAAUAAUACACAUACAUAGCAAUGACAAUAUGAUAAAUUAACAGAAAAGGACCAAUUCACCCCUCUGCACGCACAUAUGCCACCACAAGUCAAGGUGUUAAAACAAGGUGUUUAAAGGAAACGGAGCAUAAAAUAAGAAUUGCAUUUUGUCAUUAUCACUACAGUCCAUUUCUGUUUGCAACUGGAGAUGUGCAUGAUGCCACAGGUUUAGGAAUAGUAUGAAAGAACUGGAGGGGGGGACCCUGUCGCUCUAACCAAAGAUCAGCAGAACAGGUGAGCGGUGGGCUCUGAAUUCUCCUGACUGGACCCUCUGCACUCACCUGAGCUCACACAGGCGCCUUUCUGCCACGCUUCUGUGACAACAAAGGGGUGCAUUUUCAGGGCUUGGCAUGAUGACAUAACUGCAGAUGCACUAGAAUCGUCUGACUGGGGUGUGUGGUCAGCAGACGGGUCACAGGGACUCCUUGGACCAGCGAUGCCAACACUAUGUCUCACUUUCCCUUUUCCCUCUUUAAAUAGUGACAAACCUGUAUCAAAGCAAAAAUAAACUUUUCCUUUUUGCUUUGGCUGUUGUCAGUGGCUUUCUUUUUUUUUUUUUUUUUUUUUCUUUUCCUGUCUUGAAUACCUAGAAUGUCACAAGACUGACAGGAAGUCACUGUGGAAUUCCCGAAGACUUCCAGAAAAUUACACAGAUCUUCUGUAUAUGCCUUUGCAUUAUAAAAAUUGAUUUUUUUUUUUCCCUUCUUUUCUCUGGGACAUCAUUUACUGCUGACAUUUCUGUUUCUAAAUGGUUUGUCUGGAGCAGUCAGGUGGGCCAAAGAGGCGAGUGUCCCGUGUGCAGACCAGCCAGUGAGAAUUGCUGCUGUUUUGUCCAUCUCCAUGUCCCUCUGUCUAGCAAGUCUUCCAUCGGCACCACCCCCCAUGCUGUUGCCAACAUGCUGAGCGCUUGCAACAGAGGAACGAAAUUGCCUUCAGACUUUUAUUGAUCUUUUGUCCUUUUUUGUUAUUGCUGCUUCUGAAGAAUCACUGUCAUUUAUGUAUUUAUUUUAUAGCUUUAUGGGACUUUUGUUUUUUUU
Molecule: messenger RNA, 5135 nt
Organism: Scleropages formosus (Asian bonytongue)
Lineage: Eukaryota; Metazoa; Chordata; Actinopteri; Osteoglossiformes; Osteoglossidae
Gene: ppp1r37
Product: protein phosphatase 1, regulatory subunit 37
Exons: 13
Coding region: 848-3907 (1019 amino acids)
Molecular function (GO): protein binding
Source: RefSeq, a predicted model, not a curated record